GAUGGAAAAGUCAAAACGACGUCCAGAAGCAGUGUUAUUCUGGCCCAAGAUGAAUGGUGAUAUAGAGCAGACAGUCAGAGCCUGUGGAACAUGCCAGAAAUACAGGUCAAAACAAAGCAAAGUGUGAGGACAGACGCUGGGAGACGAGAAGCAAGGGAGUGUAACAUUUAAUAAUAAAACAGACAGGAACAAACCACCGACAGCGUCUGGACAACGGAAACACCUCAACAUUACUGGUGACACGGGGAUCAACCUGAGGAACAGACAGAUAUAGGAGAGGUAAUUAAACAGUGAUGAAGAGGGACACCCAACUGGGUGAGCCUGACGGGCUGGCCGAGAUGCGGGAUCCUGUCAAGCCGGCUGAGGCCAGGGAGCAUGAUGAGCCAGCUGAGGCCAGGGAGCAUGAUGAGCCAGCUGAGGCCAGGGAGCAUGAUGAGCCAGCUGAGGCCAGGGAGCAUGAUGAGCCGGCUGAGGCCAGGGAGCAUGAUGAGCCGGCUGAGGCCAGGGAGCAUGAUGAGCCGGCUGAGGGAGCAUGA
Oncorhynchus tshawytscha (Chinook salmon) is the source of this 536-nucleotide messenger RNA. Its product is annotated as paternally-expressed gene 3 protein-like. Bases 294 to 536 code for a protein of 80 amino acids. The record is from RefSeq and is a predicted model, not a curated record. The transcript is spliced from 3 exons. Lineage: Eukaryota; Metazoa; Chordata; Actinopteri; Salmoniformes; Salmonidae.